UUAUUAUUUACAUUAUUACAAUUGCUCAUAAUGUAUUUUGUCUUAGAUUUAAAACCUCUCUCUGCUGGUGAUGCCGAAGAAGACCUGGCUCUUGGUUCGAAGAUGCUUUACCUCUCCAAGCAGGUAAAUACACUGCAGCAGCGUGUGGAACUUAAUAAACUAGAUCGUCAAACAGUUUGCUGGGAGGAAGUUGAGGAUCUCACUGAUUUUCCCUGCUUGGAUGAGGAGCAACUCGGAUCCCUUACAUGUGGCACAUACCAGUUACACUUAUCACCAAGUUAUGCCCAGGAGCACAUUGAAGGUGACUGCGCCAUUCGUAUUCACAAAGACGAGCCAGGUCUAUUACGACUGCAUUUACAGAGCCGCCACGUCUCCUCUAAAUCCUACUUAUUGUGGAUCAGAGACGAAUCAGGUGAGAUCUGUGGCUGGUACUAUAAAUGCAGAGCUGGUGCACGAGUGGUCGGAAUGUGUGUCCAUGUGGCAGCUAUUCUGUGGUAUGUUGGCGAUGCUCGUCACCACAAGGAAGGGAAACUGGGUGUGAGAGACUGGGGUAAGUUCAUCAGUGACGCUUCAUUAGUCGAUGACUCCGACAAUUCGAGUGACAGUGAGGAAAGUGAACCAGAGGAAUUAAUGACUUAACUCCA
Messenger RNA from Magallana angulata, 644 nucleotides. RefSeq lists its product as uncharacterized. Lineage: Eukaryota; Metazoa; Mollusca; Bivalvia; Ostreida; Ostreidae. Bases 31 to 639 code for a protein of 202 amino acids. The transcript has a single exon. The record is from RefSeq and is a predicted model, not a curated record.